AUGGCGGAUCUAAUCGAUGAAAAGCAUCAAUCCACGGACGCUGAUAAUAUCAAAAAGAAGUCAAAAGACCUGGAACGAAAUAUCACAAUACAUGAAGGGGAAUUGCAAGCUGCUAUGUUCAAGCAUGCCGAUCCUAACGAUGGCGAUGAGGCACUAAAGGCGUUUGCUGAUCACGAAGGUGAAGUCAUUGUCAUGACCCCAGAGAUGGAGAAGAAAUUAUUGAGAAAGAUUGAUUGGAAUUUAAUGCCCAUGCUUUGUGUCGUGUAUGGGCUCAACUAUCUCGAUAAAACAACACUUUCCUAUGCUAGUAUCAUGGGCAUGAAAAACUCACUCAAUCUUAAGGGUGACAAUUAUCAAUGGCUAGGAUCGAUGUUCUACAUUGGUUAUCUGAUCUGGGAGUAUCCGACCAAUCUUCUUUUACAAAGACUGCCACUUGCCAAAUGGUCUUCGUUCAAUAUUAUCGCUUGGGGUGCUACAUUGUGUUGCAUGGCAGCGACAAGCAAUUUUGCAGGUGCCGUGGCAGUGCGCUUCUUCCUUGGAUUAUUCGAGGCCGCAGUCACUCCUGGAUUUACCCUUUUUACAUCCCAAUGGUAUACGAAAGAAGAGCAAGGCUUUAGAACUGGAAUAUGGUUUAGUUUCAAUGGCUUUGCUCAAAUCUUUGGUGGUCUCGUUGCGUACGGCAUCUCGGUUGGUGUCAAGAAACAUGGAGCAGGCAUUGAAUCGUGGCAGAUCGUAUUCUUGACUAUUGGUCUGAUAACAGUGGCUGUCGGAUGCAUAUUCCUCUAUUUCAUGCCAGACAAUCAAUUGAAUGCCAAAUUCCUAAAUCCGCAAGAGAGAAUUAUGGCACUUGAACGUAUCAGGAAGAAUCAACAAGGAGUGGGCAAUAAACAUCUCAAAAUGUACCAGUUGAAAGAAGCUCUGGCCGAUCCGGUAACUUGGGCCUUCGUCUUUUAUGCAUUAGUUGCAGAUAUCCCUAACGGCGGUAUCUCGAACUUCUUUUCCCAACUAAUAGUGUCAUUCGGUUACACCCCUGAUGAAUCACUACUUUAUGGAACCCCCGGCGGUGCCGUCGAAGUUGUUGCGCUCCUUCUUUGUGGUUAUCUUGGAGACAAAUACGGUCAUAGACUCCUAAUCUCCAUCUCCGGUCUCUUAAUAGCCAUGCUAGGCAUGAUCCUCAUAGUAGCUCUCCCCCUAUCCAACAACAGCGGUCGUCUAGCAGGUUACUACCUAACACAAGCUUCACCAACACCAUUCACAGCACUGCUCUCCAUGAUCUCAAGUAACAUCGCAGGCUACACUAAGAAAACAACAGUAGCAGCCUUGUACUUGGUGGCCUACUGUGUAGGCAAUAUCAUCGGCCCCCAGAUUUUUAGACCAACAGAUGCCCCUCGAUACAUGCCGGCGGAAAUCACAAUCAUUGUUUGUUAUGGAGUGUGUGCCUUUGAUGUGGCGUUCAUUUCUUGGUACUAUAAUAGGAUGAACAAGAAGAAUGAAGCUAUCAGAGCAGCACCAGGUUAUAGAAAGCUGGAUAAGCAGGAGUUUCUCGAUCUGACGGAUAAGGAAAAUCAUGAGUUUGUGUACUCGCUAUAG
Molecule: messenger RNA, 1590 nt
Organism: Sclerotinia borealis F-4128
Lineage: Eukaryota; Fungi; Ascomycota; Leotiomycetes; Helotiales; Sclerotiniaceae
Source: the annotation of a GenBank genome assembly